Molecule: messenger RNA, 660 nt
Organism: Salvelinus namaycush (lake trout)
Lineage: Eukaryota; Metazoa; Chordata; Actinopteri; Salmoniformes; Salmonidae
Product: bcl-2-like protein 1
Exons: 2
Coding region: 1-660 (219 amino acids)
Biological process (GO): intrinsic apoptotic signaling pathway in response to DNA damage; negative regulation of intrinsic apoptotic signaling pathway; extrinsic apoptotic signaling pathway in absence of ligand
Cellular component (GO): mitochondrial outer membrane
Molecular function (GO): protein heterodimerization activity; protein homodimerization activity
Source: RefSeq, a predicted model, not a curated record
AUGUCUUACAGUAACAGGGAACUGGUGGUGUUUUUUAUAAGCUAUAGACUGUCCCAGAGGAAUUAUUCAUGUUGUCAAUUGGGGCUGGAGGGUGCAAGUGGACGGACUGAGGGAGAUGAGGCCAUUGCAAAUGGGUCUGUGGGGAACAACCGGAACAGCAGAAGCAAUUUGGCGAAGCCCUCAUCUCCACAGGGGGUCAUGGAGCCAGUGAAAGCAGCACUACGGGACUCAGUGGAUGAGUUUGAGCUGCGCUACACCCGUGCCUUCAGUGACCUCUCCUCCCAGCUCCACAUCACCCCUGCCACAGCCUACCACAGCUUUGAGAGUGUGAUGGACGAAGUGUUCAGGGACGGGGUCAACUGGGGUCGCGUGGUGGGUCUGUUUGCUUUCGGCGGGGCCUUGUGUGUUGAGUGUGUUGAGAAGGAUAUGAGCCCACUGGUGACACGCAUCGCAGACUGGAUGACCACCUACCUGGACAACCAUAUCCAGCCCUGGAUCCAGAGCCAAGGAGGAUGGGACUGUUUUGCAGAGAUCUUUGGCAGAGAUGCUGCUGCAGACGUUCGAAGGUCCCAGGAGAGCAUAAUUAAAUGGCUGCUAUUUGGGGUGAUUCUGCUUUCAGGAGUGCUGGUCGGCACUCUCAUCAUGAAGAAACGCCAAUGA